AAGUUUUUCCCGUAAAACACGAAGUUUUUCCCGGAAAAAACAAAGAAAAAAAAAGUCCAUUGCUAUAAACAUUUAAAAGUUUGCGUUUUUAAGAUAAAAACUUCGCUAUAUAAUCCAAUGUUAUAAACGAACAAGGGAAUCGCUUUUUCAGAUAAAAAAUGCGUUUUUUCGAAAAAAAACUUCAGAUAGAUUUUUGAUCUCAAUAUUAGAUAUUUCUUCGUGAUUUUUAGCGCCAUUCUUAUAACAACGCUUUCGAUAGUAAUUUUGGUUAACCACAUUUUUCACAAUGUUUGACUGAAGAAAUGUAUAAAUAGUCGACAAAUAAUCUAUAUAAUGCACAAAUACACAACAAGAUAAAAUGCUGUCUAAAGAACUUAAAAUGUUACUAGCAAUGAAGAUCAGAGAUAACAAAGAGGUUCUUCUUGGGAAACUUAGUCCAUGUGUUACUAUGAGGCAUAGAAAUGGAAUUUGGGAAGAAAUACUGUCAAGUUUAAAUUGUCUAGGGGCUAAAAUUGAAGAUAUUAACCAGCUACGUAGUAGAGAGUGGGAUUAUUUACGACGAGCCACAAUACAAAAAUUUGCUAAAAGUCUAAAAACAGGUGCUGCAGGAAGACAACUUACAGAGUUAGAUAAUGUUGUUUUAGACAUUGUUGACAGGAAGUCUAUAAAUGUAUCUGGAAUUGAUGUUCCAGAUUUUAAUAUCUCUUUUUGUACAAAAGAUGAUGCUUUGUCAUCUACUACCAACCAACUUUCCAGUUCCACAGCCAUCUUUUCCCCAUCAAGUAAAGAAGUAAACUUUACUUUGAAACAAUCUUCUGAUACAGCUUCUUUGUCUGAUACACGAUUUGAUCGUAUGUCCUCCUCCUCCCCUCAUUUAGACAAUACCACUCUUGUUGGUGAUAGUCGUCCAAUGCUUCAAGAUUCAACUCAAAAUAAACCAUCAAUAGCGACAUUAAAAAAUUUAAAAAGAAAACAAGCUCGAGAAAGUCUCUUGGUAGAUGGAAAUUUCAAAAAAUUGAAAGUUAGUGUUUUAGGGUUAGAAAAAGAAAGAUUAGAAAAGGAACAAGAAUUAAGAAUUAAACUUUUGAAAUUGGACGUUGCUCACAGACAACAGCAAAUUCGAAAAGAAAAAGCUUUAACAAUAUAUUACACAACAGCAACAAAGCUAAUGAAUGACAAAUUGCAACCUUUAAACCAGCAACAUUUUAAAAAUAUAGAAACGGAGGAAAUUCUAGAGCAUUAAGGGAAGAGCUAUAUCGUAAUUUUAUGUUAAUUUUCGAAAGAUAUUGUAUAACUAUAUUUAAACAUUUACUUUGAAGGUAUUUAACUGUAGAUUUUUUUAAAGAAAAUAAAAAAAUAACUCCAACAAUUGUUAUUGUAUUUA
Messenger RNA from Hydra vulgaris (swiftwater hydra), 1384 nucleotides. RefSeq lists its product as uncharacterized. NCBI's taxonomy places the organism in Eukaryota, Metazoa, Cnidaria, Hydrozoa, Anthoathecata, Hydridae. The record is from RefSeq and is a predicted model, not a curated record.